Messenger RNA from Saprolegnia parasitica CBS 223.65, 219 nucleotides. RefSeq lists its product as hypothetical. The transcript has 2 exons. Bases 1 to 219 code for a protein of 72 amino acids. The record is from RefSeq and is a predicted model, not a curated record. Lineage: Eukaryota; Oomycota; Saprolegniomycetes; Saprolegniales; Saprolegniaceae.
AUGGCCAAGUUCACGCACGAGCAGAUGAAGAAGAUGACGCGCCGCCCCGAGUUCCUCCUCUUCAUCGGUGCCAUGGCCAAGCACAACUGGGACUCGAGCAAGUGUGUGCGCGAGUGGCGGGACGCUUUCAACUGCGUCGCUGGCAACCGCAACAAGGGCAGCGCCAAGCAAAAGUCGACGCUCAACUACCACGUCAUGCGCCUCGCGAAGGGCCUGUAA